Molecule: messenger RNA, 492 nt
Organism: Histoplasma mississippiense
Lineage: Eukaryota; Fungi; Ascomycota; Eurotiomycetes; Onygenales; Ajellomycetaceae
Exons: 3
Coding region: 1-492 (163 amino acids)
Molecular function (GO): cyanate hydratase activity; DNA binding
Source: RefSeq, a predicted model, not a curated record
AUGUCCAAUAUCAACCUCGCAACUCUCGAUAUCUCCGAACAUCCUAACCUCCCCACCUCCUCCGCAGUGCUCUUCAAAGCCAAAGCCGACAAGAAGCUCUCUUUCGAGAAAAUCGCAUCCCACAUUGGCCGGAAUGAAGUAGCCACCGCAGCCAUCUUCUACGGACAAGCAAAAGCCUCCGCAGAAGAUAUUGUCAAGUUGGCCGAGGUCCUUGGCAUUGACCAUGGCCAGUUGGAGUUCCUUCUGAGCGGGUUCCCGGACCGGGGCAAAUCCGUCUCCUUCCCACCUAAGGACCCCUUGAUCUAUCGUCUGUAUGAGAUUGUGCAGAAUUACGGAUAUGCGUAUAAGGCGGUGAUGAAUGAGAAGUUUGGAGAUGGGAUCAUGAGUGCGAUUUCGUUCUCGACCAAGGUUGAGAAGGAGACUGAUAACGAUGGGAAUGAUUGGGCAGUCGUGACGUGGAGGGGGAAGUGGCUUCCGUAUUCACGAUUCUAA